Lemur catta (Ring-tailed lemur) is the source of this 993-nucleotide messenger RNA. RefSeq names its product olfactory receptor 11H6. The record is from RefSeq and is a predicted model, not a curated record. The transcript has a single exon. The coding region runs from base 1 to 993 and encodes 330 amino acids. Gene Ontology annotation, cellular component: membrane. Lineage: Eukaryota; Metazoa; Chordata; Mammalia; Primates; Lemuridae. Gene Ontology annotation, molecular function: olfactory receptor activity; G protein-coupled receptor activity. Gene Ontology annotation, biological process: G protein-coupled receptor signaling pathway.
AUGUUCACUAUUAUUCAUGUCUUGCUUACUUCUGUUUUUCUAACAGCUCUGGGACCCCACAACAGAACAAUGCAUUUUGUGACUGAGUUUAUCCUCUUGGGUUUCCAAGGUCAAAGGGAGAUGCAGAGCUUCUUCUUCUCAUUAAUCCUGGUUCUCUAUGUCCUCACGCUGCUGGGAAAUGGGGCUAUUGUCUGUGCUGUGAAAUGGGACAAGCGGCUCCACACACCCAUGUACAUCCUCUUGGGAAACUUUGCUUUUCUAGAGAUCUGGUACGUUUCCUCCACUGUCCCAAACAUGCUGGUCAAUAUCCUCUCUGAGACUAAGACCAUCUCCUUCUCUGGAUGCUUCCUCCAGUUCUAUUUCUUUUUCUCAUUGGGUACAACAGAGUGUUUCUUCUUAUCAGUUAUGGCUUAUGAUCGGUACCUGGCCAUCUGCCGCCCACUACACUACCCCUCCAUCAUGACUAGGAGAGUCUGUGUAACCCUGGUCUGUGUAUGCUGGGUGAGUGGAUUUCUCUGCUACCCAGUUCCCAUUGUCCUUAUCUCCCAACUUCCCUUCUGUGGACCCAACAUCAUUGACCACUUCGUGUGUGACCCAGGCCCAUUGUUCGCACUGGCCUGCAUCUCUGCUCCUUCCACUGAACUUCUCUGUUACACUUUCAACUCAGUGAUUAUUUUUGGGCCCUUCCUCUUCAUCCUGGGAUCUUAUACAAUGGUCAUGAGAGCUGUGCUUCGUGUUCCCUCUGGUGCUGGUCGAACUAAAGCUUUCUCUACAUGCGGGUCCCACCUAACGGUGGUGUCUCUAUUCUAUGGAACCCUCAUGGUGAUGUAUGUGGGGCCAACAUCAGGGAACCCAACAGGAAUGCAGAAGAUCUUCACUCUGGUAUACUCAGUAGUGACUCCGCUCUUAAAUCCCCUUAUCUAUAGUCUCCGAAACAAGGACAUGAAAAAUGCCCUAAAGAAAGUCCUGGCAUUAACACUUACCCAAAACUGA